UGCAAACAGCUUCUGUAUCUGUUACAGACAAGGGAACUAAAUAUAGUCUGAGCCGGACAACAACAUGCACAUGUAAAUCUCACAGACAUCGGCUCACUCUAGAAAAUCUCCAGUUGUAUACAGUACUUCUGUCAGCUGUUAAAUAAUCCUGAUUCUUUGGCUGUGGCGUGAUUCACUUCUGCGCCUAGAAGGCAAUCACUGAGUGCAGAUUACUAAUGACAGUUUAUGUAUGAACCAUGGCAUGGAAUGUGACCUAAACAGUGGGUACUAAAGUUUGCACAUUGGCACUGCUUGCCUAUUGAGGGCAGAUUGUUGUAAUUUAAGGUCAUGGGACUGUCAGAUAAAGCUGUGAUUGGCCGAGGCCUCAACAGUCCUGACCCAUUGGUGCGUGAGGCCUACCUCAUGGCAUAUGACUAUAUCAACUAUGUGACGGCCAAACCAGGCAUCCCGGUGGGUCAAGCACCAUCCCGUGCCACGGCCGCCCUGCGUCACGCUGGAGAUGAGCUGCUCACUCGCUUCCCCAUCUUCUUUCGCCGCUGGCCACGUGUUUUCCAGGACGUGACGGACCGAACGGCCUGCUCGACCCUCGUUUCCAUUUUGGAUGAGCACUUUGCACCAACUCGGCGUAGAGACCUCGCCUGGAGCGCCGUGCUGUCCGUGUUUGUUCUCUCUGGACAGCUGGCACUGCACUGCCAGGAGAGGGGCAUGUCUGAUAUCCUGCCCCAGAUUCAGGAGUGCGUGGGCAGCUAUGUAGAGAGGGUCAUCUGCCCCGAGAUCAGGGACAGAGGAGGAUGGUCAGGUUUUAUCAGUCGUUUUGGCGAGAAGCAGAAUCUUGAAGACCAGGUGAUGAAGGUGUGCUGCUGGUCUCUGCUCUUGCUCAGUGUUGGGAUCUUAUCCUACUUUGUAUGGAGAAGAACAGCUUAGACAACAGCACCAUCUGCUGAGAAAAUGUAAUAAGGACAUUCAUGCUUCA
Sinocyclocheilus grahami is the source of this 973-nucleotide messenger RNA. It is a transcript of the gene bcl2l16, whose product is annotated as BCL2 like 16. The coding region runs from base 328 to 924 and encodes 198 amino acids. The record is from RefSeq and is a predicted model, not a curated record. Gene Ontology annotation, biological process: regulation of apoptotic process; extrinsic apoptotic signaling pathway in absence of ligand; release of cytochrome c from mitochondria. Gene Ontology annotation, molecular function: BH domain binding. Lineage: Eukaryota; Metazoa; Chordata; Actinopteri; Cypriniformes; Cyprinidae. The transcript is spliced from 3 exons. Gene Ontology annotation, cellular component: mitochondrial outer membrane.